AUGUUCGGGUUCCGGCGGAAGUUUGACCCGCCGCCGCCGGAAUCUGAUAAGUUUGAUAUAUACGGUCAAGGUUUUACUUUUUGUGCUGAAAAAGGAGGAAGAAAUAGAAAUUUUGUAUUGAUUGAUUGGGCUUACGUGGAGAAAUAUGCGGAGGCGUUUCAGAGUAGAGAUAUUUUUACGCUGUGGGGGAUUCUACAGCUGUUACGGUGGUACCCAGGUAAAAUCCCCGAUUUGGACCUCAUGUUCAAUUGCGGUGACCAGCCCAUUGUUUUUGCUAGUGAUUACGCUGGGCCUGGGCCUGGGCCCAAUGCGACGACCCCGCCUCCUUUGUUCCGCUACUGCGCAGAUGAUGACACGUUGGACAUUGUUUUCCCUGAUUGGUCCUUCUGGGGAUGGCCUGAGAUCAAUAUAAAGCCAUGGGUAUCACUUUUAAAAGAUCUAAAAGAAGGCAACCAAAGGAAGAAAUGGAUCGACAGAGAACCUUAUGCUUAUUGGAAGGGAAAUAGUUUUGUUUCUAUGCCCAGAUACAAACUUCUCAAAUGCAAUGUCUCUUAUGGAUAUGAUUGGAAUGCUCGUGUAUAUAUGCAGGAUUGGAUCAAGGAACAGGAACAAGGAUUCAAAGAAUCAAAUCUAGCGAAUCAAUGUAUUCAUAGGUACAAAGUAUACAUUGAGGGAAUUAGUUGGUCGGUGAGUCUUAAGUAUAUCCUUGCUUGUGAUUCAGUUACGUUAAUGGUAAACCCCCAUUUCUAUGAUUUCUUCAUGAGAAGUUUGAUGCCUUUGCAUCACUAUUGGCCAAUCAAAGAAGAUGAUAUGUGCAAGGAUAUCAAGUUUGUUGUCGAUUGGGGCAAUAUCCACCAACAAAAGGCACAAGCAAUUGGGAAGGCAGGAAGCAAAUUCAUUGAAGAGAAACUAAGGAUGGAGAAUGUGUAUGACUACAUGUUUCAUAGUCUAAAUGAAUACUCCAAACUUUUAACCUUUAAGCCAACCAUCCCACCAAAUGCUACCGAGCUUUGCUUGGAGGAAUUGGUUUGUGCUACUGAAGGCUUAGCCACCAAAUUUAUGAUAGAUUCGCUCGUGAAACGUCCUUCGUAUUCGAACCCUUGCUCCUUGCUUCCGCCCUUUAGCUCGACCGCUCUCGACUACAUUCGAACCAGAAAGGAAAUCUCAAUCAAACAAGUCGAAAGGUGGGAAAAAGCUGUGCAGUAUGGGUGAGAUAUAAGAUUAGCGUGAGAUUUGACAUUUAGUGUAUUUUUCCAAUAUUUUCACGGACAAUUGUUCUUAUCGAGAGAUUGAUGCUAACUUUAUUUUAGAAUUA
This is a messenger RNA of Momordica charantia (bitter melon), 1315 nucleotides long. The record is from RefSeq and is a predicted model, not a curated record. NCBI's taxonomy places the organism in Eukaryota, Viridiplantae, Streptophyta, Magnoliopsida, Cucurbitales, Cucurbitaceae.